This is a messenger RNA of Adineta ricciae, 1437 nucleotides long. The record is from the annotation of a GenBank genome assembly. Lineage: Eukaryota; Metazoa; Rotifera; Eurotatoria; Adinetida; Adinetidae.
AUGUUUCGUCAUGUGUACAAUCGUGUUCGUUUCAACUAUUUAGCUGCAACCGUCGACCAGCAACUAUUAUACUAUGGUGGAACCUAUGUCGGUAUACCACCGUCACUGGGACUAUCAACAGUUUCUGUUGAUCAAAUACGAAAGAGAGAAGGGUUUAUCGAAUGGCUUUCGUUAGCACAUCCACAUCGAAUUAAUAUCCAUCUCGAUAACAAUGAUUAUUUGCAUUUAUCCUUCGAUCCAGAAUUAGUUGUUUCUGAUGCACAAAUAUUUGAUACCCUACGACAUUAUUCCAAAAAUCCGAACAAUGACUCUUCAAAAUUCAUGGAAUCAGAAGCAGACAGUGUCCAUCCAACGCAGGGAUCAGAUAACAUCAUGUCAGGAGUUUUUUUGCAAAAGGAUUGCCUUCAAGAUCAAAUAUCUGACUUGCUAGCGAAGCAAAUACUUGGAAAAGAAACGUUGGUUAUCCCUGCGAAGACCCACAUCUAUAUUGAUACUGCUGCUCAUGAGUCACUUUGGCAAGGCGCUAGUCGUGGUAUUAUUCACAAAAUUAAACAUAAUUCUUUAGAUGAUCUAGAAGAAAAUCUUCGCAAAUUUGGAAGUGGAAUUAUUGUCGUUGACUCUCUUUACUCAGGAAAAGCUGCUCAUGAAUCUCUUUGGCAAGGUGCCAGUCGUGGUAUUAUUCACAAGAUCAAACAUAAUUCUCUAGAAGAUCUAGAACAAAAUCUUCGUAGAUUUGGCAGUGGAAUCAUUGUUGUCGAUUCUCUAUACUCAGCGAAAGGCUCGAUUGCCAAUUUGGUCCAAUUAUGUAAUCUCAAGGAGCGGUACGAUUGCCUGUUGGUAGUCGAUGAAUCUCACUCAAUUGGAUUGUACGGACCUCACGGUCGUGGUCUUGCAGCAAUGGCAAAUGUAACAGAUCGUAUUGACUUUAUUACAGGUAGUCUGGCUAAGGCAUAUUGUGUUCGUGCAGGAUUUAUUGCCGGUCGUUCUCAAGAAGUAUUAUACGUGAGAGAAAUAUCAUCACAGUCGAUAUUUAGCAGUGCACUUAUGACUUGGGAUUUGCAACGUCUUCGUCGUGCUAUUUCAAUCAUUUACAAUGCAGAUAGUAAACGUAAACGAUUAAUGGAUAUUGCAACAGCUGUACGUCACGCUGCAGUGAGCUUGAAAUUUGAUGUUGAACAAUCACCAUUUCCAAGUCCCAUUCUAUGUCUAAUUGGUGGACCAAAUGAAUUUUCGAAAAAACUUCAAAUUUACUUUGAGAACGAAGGAAUUUCAGGUGCCAUAUUCAUCGCACCUGCUACACCCGCUACUCGAUCUAUCUUGAGACUUACACUGCAUGCUGCUUUGUCAAAUGAGGAUGUUACACGAAUAAUUAGUACACUUGAAUUGAUUGCCCAAUCUCACCGUGCUGAUCUUCCGUACACAUUUUUAAAGUAUUAA